Ochlerotatus camptorhynchus is the source of this 1281-nucleotide messenger RNA. Its product is annotated as cuticle protein CP14.6-like. The transcript has 2 exons. Gene Ontology annotation, molecular function: structural constituent of chitin-based larval cuticle. The record is from RefSeq and is a predicted model, not a curated record. Lineage: Eukaryota; Metazoa; Arthropoda; Insecta; Diptera; Culicidae. Bases 127 to 516 code for a protein of 129 amino acids. Gene Ontology annotation, cellular component: chitin-based extracellular matrix.
CGCCUUCCAGUGAUCAAGAUCUAGCCGGAGCUGUUUCGCCUUCUACUGAGUCCUGACAGGAGCACUUGAAGUCAAGAAAAUAAUUGUAUUUUUGAACAAGUUUCAAACAACCGUAAAAAAGUGAAAAUGAAAUACGUGAUCGUGCUCGUUGCUGCCAUCGCUGCUGCCUCUGCUCAGAUUCGCCCUCUACCGAUUCGACCAGUCCCAUUCGGUGGCCCCGAAGCAGGAGCAGUUAUCCUGAACCAAGUGUACGAGCCCAACCCAGACGGCUCGUACAUCUACAGCUAUGAAACCAGCAACGGAAUCCGUGCCGAUCAGCGUGGCUUCCUGAAGAACCCCGGAACCCCAGGAGAGGCCCAGGUCAUGCAGGGAUCCUACUCGUACACCGGUCCGGACGGCGUGGUCUACACCAUUAACUACAUCGCCGACGAGAAUGGCUACCGUGCGGAAGGCGCUCACAUUCCAUCCGCCCCGCGGUACAACCCAGCCCCACGCUUCCCAGCUCCAUUCCAGUAAGCGAAUCAAAGCAGGACGGCCUUCCAAGCGCCAGUUACUUAGUUAUGAUAUUUAUUUGUAAAGUGCGACUAAGCAAGCAAAAGUUCACUUUGCUCUCUACUUCUGCUUAUGUACCUACCUACAACAAAAUCAACAAUAUUUCCGUUAGUGCAAAAACAAUUUCCAACAGCGCUAAGGCGCGUACCGUACUCAUCAUCCGUCGGUCUGUGAAUAGUUUAGUGUGCUUGCUUCGUUUAUCGAAAUCAUUCUAUCUCAACGUAAUAUUUCAUUCAUUCCGCUGCUCACCUUCGUCGACUAUUCGCUCUCUAUGGGAAAACUAUACAAUCCCAAGCUGCAAACAAUUACUCCUCCUUCCGAGACGCGCGAUCUCGCGGAUGCCCGCCCGCGACACGAUGAAGACGCAAUCGCAAGACCAACCUUCCCACCCUACCCCAUUUCAAUUCCAGCCAGUGGUUUCGUAUUCUAGAUCCCGCACUCGGAGCUCUCUGCCAUUUUCCUUUCGCAACACCACUCAAACUCACAUGUUUGCUUCUAUCAUUCUGCUAAUAUAAUUUAUUUCCCGUCCGUACUGCCCACUGCACAAAAACACCGUGAACUUCUCCUCAUUCUUGAUUUGUACUGUAAAUAAAUAUAAAUAACAGCUCAUAAUGAUAAUUGUAAUUAUACUCUUUACAAGCGAUUAUUCGUAAGUUGUGUAUACAAGCCCCCCGUUAGAACGGCAAUUUUGUAAUCUUUGUUGUGUGAAAUAAAAGCCCGCAAUCGCCU